Messenger RNA from Eufriesea mexicana, 1100 nucleotides. Its product is annotated as death-associated protein 1. Gene Ontology annotation, biological process: apoptotic signaling pathway; negative regulation of autophagy; cellular response to amino acid starvation. The record is from RefSeq and is a predicted model, not a curated record. Gene Ontology annotation, molecular function: death domain binding. The transcript has 3 exons. The coding region runs from base 104 to 412 and encodes 102 amino acids. Lineage: Eukaryota; Metazoa; Arthropoda; Insecta; Hymenoptera; Apidae.
CAAAUCAGUGUGAUUGGUGUCGCAGAGCAACAAGCAAGACGUGUUUUCCUGUGAAAUAAGAGAAGAGUUUUAAUUAUAUUUUAGACUAUUAAUUACGGCUUAAAUGUCAAGUCCGCAAGAGUGUAAACUCAAGGGUGGGCACCCUCCUGCAGUGAGAGCAGGCGGUAUGAGAAUCACCCAGCAUAAAACAUCGAAAGACGAUCACGAAAUAAAACCAAUUAAAGAUGCGGAUGAAAGUAAACCAUCGAGUAGUCCACCUAAAAGACUGAUGAUUAGUGGAGUGCCUGCAAAGGGAAAUGCAGAUUUUCCUCCAGAAGCUGUACAAGUCUUCCACGAAAAGCCUAUACCAACUCAUGUUGUACGUCCAAUUCAUUGUUCACGUCCCAUAAUCAUCCAACAACCAAGGAAGUGAAUGUUACGCAUAUUGUUUACCAGCUAAAGGCUAUUGGAAGAAACAUUAGCCUAUAUACUUAUUCGGUAAAUUAAAAAGAAAAAAGAAGAAAAAAAGAAAUGACAAAUAUCUAUAUGUGUGUGUACUUAAAAGUUUCUUUGAGAUACUAAGACUUUGUAUGUUUACAAUCUCCUAAACAUACAGUCUUUCAUCCAAGGAACUAUAAUUUCAUGCAGUAUGAAACAAAGUACCACACGAGAGUUUAUUACUGUUAAGAAAAAAAAAAUUUUAUCUUUAAUGAAGUGUCAGAAGAUUCCUGUAUCGGCAUUUAAACGAACGAUUUACUCUGUUUUUCCGAAGUAUCGUUCGUUCAAACACAGCACUUAGAUUAGAUUGUUAUAUGAUAGCAUACUCUUAUCUCAAUUUAUAUGGUAGAAUAUCUGUAAUCGUUUUCGGGACCAGUACGCAUUUCAAGUUGUGUAAUAUUUGAGAAAGCUAUAAAUUUUGAUUUUCCAAUUUAUGCAUUUUCACUCUUAGUGUAUUCUAAAUAUUGUAAAAAUUCCUUUGAUUAUCGUAUAUCGAUUAUGUAGUUUUUCAGUGCGAAAAAGAAUUAUAUUGUUUAACAAGCGUAACUAUUAAGCGUGUAAAUGUCGAACAAGAUUCAUAACGUUGGCUACAGUUUGUACAAGACUCGAAAAAAAGAAUAUAC